AUGGCUAGAAGGAGUCCCUUUGCGUUUGGUUUCUUCCUCUUUUCCCUAUUGUCUCUCCUCUGCCAGGCCCUCGACCUCUACCGCGCCGACUCGAGGUCCUAUGCCCAAAUCCAGGCAUCCAAGGGGAUGCUCCCCAAGGGUCAGUCCACGUUUGGCGUUGCCGCGCCCGACACCAGCUUGUGGAACCACGUCAACGGAGACGCCCAGGGCUUCAGCAAGACCAACGAUGGCUACGUCUCCACGACCACGGACCGUAACCUGGCCGUGUCCUGGAUCCGUGGCAUGCUGGGCGGUAACGGCUACGUCUACCGCAUCCACUCGGCCCCGAACAUGAUCGACUGCGAGGGGACACUCGGGAGACACUACCGCUUCCCGCAGGAGAAGGAGUUCGCGGCCCUCGGUGGCAUCAAGGACAACCAGAUCAUCGGCUGGACUCGCUACACCAACAACUCCCCGGGGCGCGAGGAGCUGAACCCCUUCUACCAGAGCAACGUCUACGGCAACAUGGGCACCGGCGGGGCCCAGCCCAAGCUCGCCGCGUUCCCCCGCGGCCACGUCGCCUGGAGCGAGUCUCCCUGGUCGCAGUUCAGCACCUGUGCGAAAAACCCGAGAGGUAUCUCCGUGGAGAAGAGGCAGUCGUGCUCGCCGGCCAAGAGCAACCAGGAGUACGCGGCGGAGUACCUCGAGUACGUCGAGGCGGUUUGCCCGGCCUGCCAGUAG
Messenger RNA from Colletotrichum destructivum, 720 nucleotides. RefSeq names its product Putative heat-labile enterotoxin, A chain. Lineage: Eukaryota; Fungi; Ascomycota; Sordariomycetes; Glomerellales; Glomerellaceae. The coding region runs from base 1 to 720 and encodes 239 amino acids. The record is from RefSeq and is a predicted model, not a curated record. Gene Ontology annotation, molecular function: toxin activity. The transcript has a single exon.